AUGAUUAGACUAUUGUUAUUAAGAACUUUAGGAGAAAAGUAGAUUAAUAAUAAAAAAUAUUAGUUGUUGGUAUAAGAAAUAUUUAUAAUUAAAUUUAUAAAUAAAUAUAUGAAUGCAAAAUUUGAUACUCUUUGUAGAUAUUAUAAUAAAGGAAAUUGUAGAAAAGGAGAUUAAUGUGAAUAUUAACAUGAUACAUAAAAUAUUGAGAAAGUUAAUUUAGUUAGAGAUGAGAAGGGGAAAUUGGAUAUAAAGAGGAAUAAUGAUUUUUAAUAUGAGAGAGGGAAUACAAGAGGAAGAGAUAGAGGUAGAGGUAGAGGAAGAGGUACAUAUGAGAGAUAAUAAGAUGAUGAAAAAGGAAGAGAGAAUGAGAAGAUAGUUAAAAAUUAAGAGAUUGAUUAAUAAUAAUAAAAGAAUUAAUAUGAAUAAAGUGAGUAGAAAGGAUUUGGAUAAAAUUAGGAAGGAAAUAAGGAUAGAUAAAUAAAAUAGAAAUAGAAUGGAAAUGUAAAUUAAUAAGAAGGUUAUAAUUAAUAAGGUGAAUAAAGAGAGAGAAACAAUGUAAAUUCAAAGAGAUGGGAAAGACAUUAUAAUAAUGAUUAUGAGGAUAAUUAGAAUUAAUUUAAUUAAAAUAAACAUAGAAAAAAUACAUUUAUAGUUUAAAAUAAAGAAAAAGAAAUGGUGAAAUAGAAUAGAUAGUUAAAUGAGGGAUUGAGUGAUGUAGUAAAUGUAGUUAAGAAAGUGAAAAAGAAUGAAAUGUAAGAAAAGAAGAGAAAUUAAGUGUUGAAUUUAGAAUAAUAAAUAAAUGUGGAUAAAUUAAUUUAAAUUGUUGGAUACAAUUUUUAAUUUUUAGGUAUUUUAACAACAAAUACAAUUGAUUUUUAUUAAAUACCUUUUAAAAGAAAUGGAGUUUAAAUAUUGGAUGAUGAGAAUAAAAAAAGAAUAAGUUACUAAGAUAAAUAAUUGAUUUCAGCAUCUAUUUAAUAACAUUAGAAUGAUGAAUAUUCUUUGGUGAUUUAAUUUACUUAUUUAAAGAAAGAUUAGGAAUGUUAUAAGAAUCUAUUAAUAUACAAUAAUGUAUUUAAUUAAUAGGUUGCAUAAUUAAUAUUAGAUAUAUCAAUAAAAGAGAUAGCAUAUACAGAUUUGGAGAAUAGAUAAUUAUGUACAUUUUGUAAAGAUGGGUUGAUCAGAAUAUUUUAAUAGAAUGAUAUGGGAUAAUUCAAGUAUACUUAACAUUACAAUGUAGAAUAAUCAAUAGAGAGUGUAAUUAAAGUUGGUAGCAAUUACUUAAUAGGAGUAAUAAGUGGUGAACUUUUUAUAUUUGAUGGUAUUGUAAUAAGUUAAAUUGCAUAUAAAUUUAGUAAGAAAUGCACAUAAAUGAUUGUUGAUUUUAAUAGAGUAAUUUUGAAAAUGGAUGAUGAUGAUGAUAAUAAGACAUCAAUAUAUGUAUUAAAUUAGAAAUUAGAAAUAAUAGGACCAAUUUAUGAUGGAGAAUAGGUAAAAUGUUUAGAAUUGAUAAGAAGUUAUGAAAAUGAUAAAUUAUUCAUUUUUGGAUUAUGUAAUUCAAUAGAAAUAUAUAUUGAAAUAGAAAAUAAAUUGCAUUUGAUAAAUGUGAUUAAGAAUUAGAAAUUUACAUAAAUGAAGAAGAUUGAAAUAACAAAUGAAAACAUGGUUACACAAAAGUUUAUAGCAGGAUAGUAGAAUGGAGAACUAAAAAUAUUCAGUGUAGUUCCUGAAUAAUGAA
Messenger RNA from Paramecium sonneborni, 1738 nucleotides. NCBI's taxonomy places the organism in Eukaryota, Ciliophora, Oligohymenophorea, Peniculida, Parameciidae. The record is from the annotation of a GenBank genome assembly.